This is a messenger RNA of Populus trichocarpa (black cottonwood), 2188 nucleotides long. RefSeq names its product sialyltransferase-like protein 1. Gene Ontology annotation, molecular function: sialyltransferase activity. The transcript is spliced from 11 exons. Gene Ontology annotation, biological process: pollen tube growth; pollen germination. Lineage: Eukaryota; Viridiplantae; Streptophyta; Magnoliopsida; Malpighiales; Salicaceae. The record is from RefSeq and is a predicted model, not a curated record. Bases 152 to 1579 code for a protein of 475 amino acids.
AUGAAGAGGUGCGUUCAAAAUGAAACGACAUAGUUUGGUCACUAAAGCUUACUGGUGCCUGGCUAUGGAGUCGUUUCCUCUCUGAAUUCUCAGUUGAACGAAAAACAGUGAGAAUCUUCAAGACUCGGCUAUUUUUCAACCAUAGAAAAAAAUGAGAACUCUGAAGAACAAGAGAGCAUCGAUACUGCAAUUGGUUUGCGUUGCUGCGUUUUUCUCUCUUGCUGUUUUCAUCAUUCAAUCCUCUUUCUUCACUGCAGGUGAUAAUGGAAGCUCAGAUCUCAAUAAAUACUUCAAAAAAGAAAUUCAGAUUUUGUCCGAUUUCCAAUCCUCUGUUAAGCAAUGCGUGGCGAACAGAGGGUUUGGUCUAACAGCGAGUAUAGUGGAUCAUUGCAAAUUGAUUCUUAAGUUUCCACAAGGCACUAACAGCACCUGGUACAAUCAGCAAUUUAAAAAAUUUGAACCAUUGGAGUAUAAUUACGAUGUUUGUGACGCCAUUCUGUUGUGGGAACAGUAUCGGAACAUGACGACUGUGCUCACUAGGGAGUAUCUAGAUACUCGGCCUGAUGGAUGGUUGGAUUAUGCAGCUUUAAGAAUUGCUCAAUUGGGAGCUAAAAACUGCAGCAAUCGAGCUCUUUGCGAGGAUCAUCUCAAUGUGAUUCUUCCUGCAAAGCCUCCCUUUCAUCCCCGGCAGUUUCACACUUGUGCAGUUGUUGGAAACUCGGGAGAUCUCCUGAAGACAGAGUUUGGAGCAGAGAUUGAUAGUCAUGAUGCUGUUAUAAGGGACAAUGAGGCUCCGGUUAAUGAGAAAUAUGCCAAGCAUGUUGGGCUAAAGAGGGAUUUUCGCCUUGUGGUUCGGGGUGCUGCUGCUAACAUGGUGAAGAUCCUGAAUGGAUCGACUGAUGAGGUGCUUAUAAUCAAAAGUCAAACCCACAGAGACUUCAACGCAAUGAUAAAGCUUAUUCCAAAUCCUGUUUAUCUUUUCCAAGGAAUUGUGCUACGCAGAGGUGCCAAAGGAACCGGAAUGAAAACUAUUGAACUAGCACUUUCAAUGUGUGACAUUGUAGACAUAUAUGGUUUCACUGUUGAUCCAGGCUACACUGAAUGGACAAGAUACUUCUCUACGCCUAGGAAAGGGCAUAAUCCACUUCAAGGACGAGCAUAUUACCAGCUCCUAGAGUGCCUUGGUGUCAUUAGGAUCCACUCUCCCAUGAGAGCCCAGAGGACACAAGACUGGUCAGAUGUGCCAAGUCGAGAAAUGAUAAGCAGAGCUCAUGCUGCGGCUUUGCGCUUAAAGAGGGGUCAUGUUAAUCAGGCUGCUGAUUCGGGACAGUUUGGAAGUUGCAAGGUGUGGGGCAAUGUGGACCCUGACAACAGUGGGCCUAUCUCAGGAUCUUCAGACAUGAGUGAUGUGAGGAGAAACUCAAAUUACAGUAAAUGGGAAGUUAUGCCUUUUGGAAGUCUAAGAAAGGAAGCACAGGAUCACUAUGCUCAGAUGGGAGGUGUGUCUCUGUACAAAAUGGAUGGCAACAGAUUGGAUGAUUUAGUAUGCGUCAGGCAUUCCUUGAAAUCCGAGGCAUGAGCUAUGUAUUUUGUUGGUGCAAGGCAGUAUUUUUUGAACCUCGGUUGAGAGCAGACCUCUACUGGGAGCCACCUUGGAACUGCAAUGAAGAUGUACGAUUUGGAGAUUGAAUUUGUUGAUUGAGCAUUUUGUCUGAUCACUUCAUUGAAGGAAUCUCACAGAAUUUCAUUUUCAUACUGAAUAUUUCUGGAAUCAGUGGCAUUUUAGAUUACUCAGCUUCAUCGUCUGCAGAGGAGAGAGUUUUUACUGAUUUAAUGGUCAAAUGCACGUUGGUUUGUGAGGAUUCUUUCCUGAGGGAGUAUGUAUAGGCAGAGUUAUCCAAAUCCAGAAAAUGUCGUAAUGGGUCAAAUAUCCAUAAUUCCUUUGUUGGGAUUGACAUUUUUAUUCUACAAUGUAAGCUAUGGUGGGUUCUAACCCAAAGUUUUGUGGAGCAUCUCAAGAACGUAUAACUUCUGUGGUUUGAACUGUACCUUUUUUCAAUCUUUUUAACGAGUCCAUAUAGAGCUGAAAUUUGUUAUUAAAAAAAAAAACACGACUUGAGCAGCUGUUUUAUAACGAAUUUAUAUUGUAUUAUAUAUACUGUGGAUGCUAAUUGCCUGCUCUUGUUGA